AUGGCUGGCAGUCAGAAGGCUUCUGGAUCAGAAAACAAGACCAUCGAUUCUUCACAUCCCCUCUAUAUUCAUCAUUCAGAUCAACCAGGCCAUGUUUUGGUGCCCAUCAAAUUAAAUGGGGUCAACUAUCAAUCAUGGAGCAAAGCAGUUAUUCAUGCCCUUAUUGCCAAGAAGGGGACAGUUGAAGAACCAUCGCAGGAAGAUGAACCCUUUAUGUUUGAACAGUGGAAUCAAUGCAACAGCAUGAUACUUUCUUGGCUAACUCAUGCUGUUGAAUCGGACAUUGCUGAAGGAAUUAUCCAUGCUAAAACAGCACGCGAAGUGUGGGUUGAUUUGCGUGACCAGUUUUCUCAAAAGAAUGCUCCAACGGUUUUUCAAAUACAGAAAUCAAUCGCCACCAUGUCGCAAGGAACGAUGACAGUAGCUGCAUAUUUUACAAAGAUCAAAGCCUUAUGGGACGAGCUUGAGACAUACCGUUCCCCGCUGACCUGCAACCAACGGCAAACACAUCUCGAGCAAAGGGAGGAAGACCGUCUUAUGCAAUUUCUAAUGGGUUUGAAUGAGUCAUAUAAGGCAGUGAGAUCCAAUAUUUUGAUGAUGUCGCCAUUGCCCAAUGUCCGUCAAGCAUACUCUUUAAUUGUCCAGGAAGAGAUGCAACGACAAGUUUCUUCUGAGCCAACCGAGAAUUUCUCAAUAGCUGCCGCAGUCCCGGGAAAAGGAGGUAAUCCAAGACAAAAAAUGUGUGACCAUUGUAACAGAUCCGGACAUACCAUAGAUGAAUGUCGGACUCUUAAAUUUCACUGUAAGUUCUGUGAUAAAAGAGGUCACACGGAGGAUAGAUGCCGACUGAAAAAUGGGAGCAAUAACAAAAUGGGACAAUUCCGAGGACAACGUCCUUUUGGUCGUGGGAAUCAGCCCUCAGCAAACGCGACAGAAUCCCAGGAAAUGUCUGAUUCGACUUCUUCUAGUACAGUCCAGGGGUUCACUACAGAACAAAUACAACAGUUGGCUCAAGCAAUUCGUGCAUUAAAUCACAGUAAUUCCGGUAAUAUUGACGCAUAUGCAAAUGCUGCAGGUGCCACGGAUCACAUCGUUUCCCACAUGUCUCUUUUCACUGAUCUCAAACCUUCUAAUGUCACAACUGUUAAUUUACCAAAUGGUGCAGCAUCACCAAUAACACACACUGACACCGACUUGGUUUCGGGGAAGAUGAUUGGCUCGGGUAAACAGCGUGGUGGUCUAUACUACAUGCAUCCAUCAGCAAAUAAAUCGAUAUUCAUAAAGAAUUAG
Messenger RNA from Vitis vinifera (wine grape), 1290 nucleotides. RefSeq lists its product as uncharacterized. Gene Ontology annotation, molecular function: zinc ion binding; nucleic acid binding. NCBI's taxonomy places the organism in Eukaryota, Viridiplantae, Streptophyta, Magnoliopsida, Vitales, Vitaceae. The coding region runs from base 1 to 1290 and encodes 429 amino acids. The transcript has 4 exons. The record is from RefSeq and is a predicted model, not a curated record.